AUGCCCAAUUUUACUAUAUUCUAAUAACACAUUAUUGAAGAUAUUAAUGUCAGAGAUUCAAAAAUGAACUCUUUCUAAUACAUUAACAAUGAUUUUUCAGGUACUUUGUACCACUUGUUUGGGGGCAUUGGAUUUGUUUCACGGUGGGUCUUCUAAUAAUGGCUGAAAGUGGAUGGCAUGGAUGAAAAUAACCAGACGUUUGUUUCCGAAUUCCUUCUUUUGGGUCUUGCUGGAUACCCAAAGACUGAGAUCAUUUACUUUGCUCUUGUUCUGGCUAUGUACCUAGUGAUUUUAACUGGAAAUGGUGUUCUGAUCAUAGCAAGCAUCUUUGAUUCCCGUCUCCACACACCCAUGUACUUCUUCCUGGGCAAUCUUUCUUUCCUGGAUAUCUGCUACACAACUUCCUCUGUUCCCUCAACGCUGGUGAGCCUAAUCUCAAAGAAAAGAAACAUUACUUUCUCUGGUUGUGCAGUGCAGAUGUUCUUCGGAUUUGCAAUGGGAUCGACAGAAUGUUUGCUUCUUGGCAUGAUGGCUUUUGAUCGAUAUGUGGCCAUCUGCAACCCUUUGAGAUACUCCAUCAUCAUGAGCAAAGGAGUGUAUGUAUCAAUGGCAUCUGUAUCAUGGUUCUCUGGUGGAAUCAAUUCACUCGUGCAGACAUCCCUUGCCAUGCGGUUGCCUUUCUGUGGGAAUAAUGUUAUUAACCAUUUUACAUGUGAGGUCUUAGCUGUCCUCAAGCUAGCUUGUGCUGAUAUAUCUCUCAAUAUCAUUACCAUGGUGAUAUCAAAUAUGGCCUUCCUGGUUCUUCCACUACUGGUCAUCUUUUUCUCCUACAUGUUCAUCCUCCACACCAUCGUGAGAAUGAACUCAGCUACAGGGAGACGCAAGGCCUUUUCCACCUGCUCAGCCCACCUGACUGUGGUGGUCAUAUUUUACGGUACCAUCUUCUCUAUGUAUGCAAAACCCAAAUCCCAAGAUCUGACUGGGGAAGACAAGUUCCAAACUUCAGAUAAGAUCAUUUCUUUAUUUUAUGGAGUAGUUACCCCCAUGCUGAAUCCAAUUAUCUACAGCUUGAGGAAUAAGGAUGUUAAAGCUGCUGUAAAGUACAUACUGAAACAAAAGUACAUUCAAUAAGGAUGCCAGUAAACACAGGAUUUUGUGUGACAAGCACGAGAUUGACUCAGGGUAAAUCUGUGAGAACAUUCUGAUUUUUAUUGAUGGAAGGUAAGUCCCUACUGCUGAAGACAUCAUGCACUUCAGAAAUAGGGCCCAGAAACCCCUGAGUUGAAACUGACCUGAAUGCCCCCUCCCUGAGGACUAGCUUUCAUGGUACCAGAAAGUGCUAUGCAAGCUUCCAAAGGAGGGAGACAACCAACAGUCCUACUCUGCUGUGAUGCCUAUGAACCACAACAACCACCAGCAUGCAUCACAACCAUAGGGCUGCAGCAGUGGCACACGUACCUUGGUGGUUACCAACAGUUCUCCAAUUGGACUUAAGACCCAUUCAACAAAAGGGAGGCCAUGCCUGGUUCUAGAAGCCAAGCUAACUACUCAGUGCUAAUGAAAUUAGUUAUUGAGGAGAAUCUACAACCACUAAUUUACUAAACCAGCAGUCUCUAACAACGAUCUAUAACAUUUGUCCUUGUAUCCACAGAUAUAUAUAGUUAUCACUCCUCAUUAAGGAAAGCUUUCUUUUGCAAUAGAUGGAGACCAGUACAGAAAACCACAACCAAUGAAUAUGCAGAGUUGUGGAGCCAAGUCUCAUUGGAUGUAUCUACCAAACACCCACACACUUAAGGCUCAGGGACACUGCCAAAGAGGUGGCUGAAAGAAUGUAAAAGCCAGAAGAUCAGGGAUUUUGCUGUGAAAUUGCAUCUCCUAGUAAUGUCAGAAGCUACACCCAUAAAAUCUCAAUACAAUGACUACCCAGAUGUGAGCUAAAUAAGGUCACCAACAAACAUGCCAAACUGCACAGGGAAAAGCUCACCAGGCCUCCACUCUUCACAAAGAACUACAAGCAACUUGGUAAAUCUGGGAGUGGGAGAGGUGGCCCUCCCCAGGAAGAGCACACCACUCAGUUGUUCAGAUCCAAAUGGUCAUCCCUGAAAACAUAAAUACAGGUAGCAUUAUAUAGACUGAACAGGUUAUACUUAUUAAAGCAUGUAUAUAAAUAUGUAUAUUUGCAUACAAUAACAAUUACUUUAAAAGGCCAUGAAUUUGUAAGAGAGUGAGUAGGGAUAUAUGGGAGGGUUUGGAGGGAGGAAAUGAAGGAAGAAAUGUUGUAAUUAAAUUAUAAUCUAAAAAAAUAAAAUUAAAAAAGAGAAUUAUUGGCUAGGGAGAUAUCUAUUUAUUCUUUUCCUUUAUUAGUCAUGCUCAGCUAGAUUUACUGAGGACUAUAGUUUGCUUCAAACUGAUCUUGAUCUCACAAAUACCAUGACUCCCAUUAUAAUUGUAUUAUUUAUGAUAUUUGAAGUACAUGCUUCCAGUGGGCUAUAUGGAAACACAGAGGGAUGACUACACCCAAACUUGGGAAGCAAAGAGACCAGGGUACAAAUAUUUUUAUUCCCAAAACUCCAAUCAACUUUUAGUUAGAUUAUUAAUUCUUUCAAAGCCAUGGUUAACUUGCUAGUGAUAAACAAGUAAAGUUCCUAGUGUCAUUUGACAUUUCAGUAAGUUGGAAAACACAACUACUAGGACCAGUAUCGUAGUACAUUAUAUUUCAGAAGUGAAUUAGGUGUUGUAGUGGGGAAUCGUAGUUACUCUUUUUCCUUCCUUCCUUCCUUCCCUCCUUCCUUCCUCCCUCCCUCUUCCUUUCUUCUUUCCUUCCUUUCUUUAAUUUUUUAUUGAUUCUUUAUAGAUUUCAUAUCAUGCAUGUAGCUCCCUCUCAUCUUGCCAUCCCUUUGCAAUUUCCCUCCAAGAUAAAACAAAAUAAAAUUUAAAAGAAAAGAAAAAAUAGAAAAAGAAAAAUCUCAUUAUGAAAGCUAUAGUGUGACACAGUGAGUCACAUAGUAUACCCUUUAGUCCAUACAUCUUUACUUGCAAGUGUUCAUUGCAAUGAGUCAUUGGUCUGGUUUGAAGCCUCUGGUUUCUGUUACGCCAUUGAUACUGGGCCCUCACUGGAAUUCCUCUUGGAUAUCCUGUGUUGUGGAGAUCCUGCAGCUUUGGAUCUAUAGGACUGGCCCCUUCAUGUGCUACAGCAGAUCAUAGAUGGAGUGGAUGUUGGGGUGGGCCAACUCAUAGCCUUGCUUUUGAGCCUGGCUGGUUGCUGGGUUGGUCAGUACACCAGCUUUCCCUCAUUCUCACCACCAGGGCAAGCUCUCUGCCUUGUCAGCUCACCCUAUGCAGUAAGCAGUAAAGGAUGGGACUGGUUCUCUUGCUCUCACGCCCUCAGCUGGCUCACCUGAACCUAUACCGCCAGGUCCAGCUUUACUGUGUUGCCCAGGUAAGGUGCAGGGACCACUCUCCUGAGUGCUGCAGCUAAUAAGAGGCAGGGCCAGCUUUCGUGCUCUUAUGACCCAGGGGCCAGCUCCUGCCUGCUGUGGGCUGCAAGGGGGCAGCAUCUCUCCCUUACCCACUGCCAUAUGACAAACAAGUAGUUGGGCCAGCUCUCCUAAGCUCACACCCUACAAAACAGCUCAUCUAAGCCCCAAUCAGCAAGAUCAGCUCUACUGUGCUGCCCAGGUGAGGUGCAGGGCCUGUUCUCCCGAGUGCUGCAGCUGGUGAGGUGCUGGGCCAGCUCUCCCAUUUGUAUGACCUCAGGGCCAGCUCUCCCACCUCCUAUAAGUGGUGAGGGGUAACAGAGCAUCUCUCCCUCGCUCAUACCACCUUAUGGCAGAUGGGGGCAGGCAGAUCUCCCAUGUUUACAUCCAGGCUCAUCUGUGCCCCUGCCAGGAGGGGUAAACUCCACUAUGCUGCUCAGGCUAGGUGCAGGGCUCACUUUCCCAAGUAGUGCUGCAGUUGGUGAGGGGCUGCGUCAGCUCUCCAGCCUGCCACAGGUGGCAAGGGGCAAGUGGGGGGAGCAGUUACUGCUUCUUAACACAUCUUUUAUUCAGAGCUAUUAUUAGUUACUAGAGCCAGAUAUAUGCCCCUAGUACCCACUCCAUUAUUAUCAAUCACACCUUCCAUGUGCACAUCUAUAUGACGAGAUUAGGUCAGGAGAAGAAAUGAGGGUGUGGAGAACGAGUGGUGGGAGGAGUUUUUGUACUGCCCCCAGUGAAAGAACACAACCUUAAAAUUCAAACCAAGGCAGGAGGUUCUGAUUGAGAGCCUCUUAAGGUUUGGAGUGCUAGGGAAGAAGCACUGGCAUCAGGUUUGAUGGGUUGAGGCCUGCUGAGAUCUCAAGGAUGCAGACUGGCAGAGGAAGUAGUCUAGAAGAGAGAUGAGGGUGGAUAUUCAUAGCCAAAAAUGAACAGAAAUACUUCAUAUCUUCCUGAGUGAUUAGGGAGAAAAAAUCAAUUACCGUUAUUUUUCAAAUGAGUUGAAACUCCAAAAUAAAUCCAGCAUGAGUUUGUCCUUUCCUGUAGACACUUAUUUAGAAGAGCAAUCCGGGCACAGAGUAAACUUGGGCCACACUGUCCAGGUUCACCAGCAGCUCUUGCUCAUUGUGAGAGCUGGGCAUUGAACUUACUCUCCUGCUUGGUUUUCUCUUUCCUGUUUGGCAGCAUCACUCCACAUCUCCACUCAAUUACUCCACUCUGUGCUAAGCUAACCUCCAGGUGGUCCAGGUUUGCAUCUAAACGGUUUGCUCAUAAAUGAUGUCUUCUUCUCUUGUCGCUCUGGAGAUGGAUUUUUGUUACUGUAAAGAACCUAUAGAUACCUCUGGUUGGACCCCAGUGACACAUUUCUG
This is a messenger RNA of Peromyscus californicus insignis, 4843 nucleotides long. RefSeq names its product olfactory receptor 13C3. Gene Ontology annotation, molecular function: olfactory receptor activity; G protein-coupled receptor activity. The coding region runs from base 178 to 1131 and encodes 317 amino acids. The transcript has a single exon. The record is from RefSeq and is a predicted model, not a curated record. Lineage: Eukaryota; Metazoa; Chordata; Mammalia; Rodentia; Cricetidae. Gene Ontology annotation, biological process: G protein-coupled receptor signaling pathway. Gene Ontology annotation, cellular component: membrane.